Messenger RNA from Lycium ferocissimum, 1061 nucleotides. RefSeq names its product probable aquaporin PIP-type pTOM75. Gene Ontology annotation, molecular function: water channel activity. The coding region runs from base 51 to 914 and encodes 287 amino acids. Gene Ontology annotation, biological process: response to water deprivation; transmembrane transport. Lineage: Eukaryota; Viridiplantae; Streptophyta; Magnoliopsida; Solanales; Solanaceae. The record is from RefSeq and is a predicted model, not a curated record. Gene Ontology annotation, cellular component: plasma membrane; plasmodesma; vacuole. The transcript has 5 exons.
CUCCUUUUUGAGUAGUCCACUAAGCAAGAAGAGAGAUACCAAAGUUCAAAAUGGCAGAAAACAAAGAAGAAGAUGUUAACCUUGGUGCCAACAAAUACAGAGAAACACAACCUUUAGGCACAUCAGCACAAACAGAUAAAGAUUAUGUUGAGCCACCACCAGCACCUUUAUUUGAACCUGGUGAAUUAUCAUCAUGGUCAUUUUAUAGAGCUGGGAUUGCAGAAUUCAUGGCAACUUUCUUGUUCUUGUAUAUCACUAUAUUGACUGUUAUGGGACUUAAAAGAUCUGAUAGUUUGUGUUCUUCUGUGGGUAUUCAAGGUAUUGCUUGGGCUUUUGGUGGCAUGAUCUUUGCCCUUGUCUACUGCACUGCUGGUAUCUCAGGAGGGCACAUUAACCCAGCUGUGACAUUUGGUCUGUUCUUAGCAAGGAAACUUUCCUUAACCAGAGCUGUGUUCUACAUGGUGAUGCAGUGCCUCGGUGCCAUUUGUGGUGCCGGUGUUGUCAAGGGUUUCAUGGUGGGACCCUAUCAGAGAUUUGGUGGUGGGGCCAAUAUGGUUCAACCCGGAUACACAAAAGGUGAUGGCCUCGGUGCUGAGAUUAUCGGUACCUUUGUUCUUGUCUAUACCGUUUUCUCUGCUACUGAUGCCAAGAGAAACGCCAGAGAUUCACAUGUUCCCAUUCUGGCACCACUUCCAAUUGGAUUCGCGGUGUUCUUGGUUCAUUUGGCAACCAUCCCAAUUACCGGAACUGGCAUCAACCCAGCUAGGAGCCUUGGAGCUGCUAUCAUCUUCAACCAAGACCAGGCAUGGGAUGACCAUUGGAUCUUUUGGGUUGGACCAUUUAUUGGAGCUGCUCUUGCUGCAUUUUACCACGUGAUGAUCAUCAGAGCUAUUCCAUUCAAGAGCAAGGCUUAAAGUUUCUUCAAGAUGUCAAUUAUGUGUCCUCCUUCUUCUCUUUCUGGUGUUUGUCUAAAUGUGUUUUUUCUUCAAUUCAGAUGUCAAUUAUGUGAGUAAAUUAUCAAGUUGUACGUAAAAGCUUUGUCAAUAAAUAUUUUUAUUUUA